AUUAAGUAUGUAUAAUAAAAUUACAAUUUAUUUCGAACAAAAACGAUUAGUUAGAUUGACAAAGCUUUCGAAAAAACGACGAAGAAUAAAUAAUCGAAUAUUUGCCACUGUUGCAAUCAUUACAUAAAAUAGUAUAUAAAAAUAAUCGAAAGAAAAAAAAAACACAACUGUCCAUAAUUUCCUCGUGCAGUGACCGAUGAUACCAAAAAAAUGGCGUCGCACACGUACUUAAACAUGUAAAAGAUAUAAAAAGAAGGUUGUCACGCGUGGCGUACUCUCGCGAUGUCGAACGGAACAAUUUUGACUAGCGCUGAUUGGCGAAUACAAGCCGUGGGUGGCGAUUGUUAUGCGCAUGCUCGAGAUAUCGCCAUAUUUAAUUUUUCGCAAGUUUUAUUCUUUGAAUGAUAAGAAUAAAAAUUAAUAAAAAAAUAUAUUCAAUAAAAUGAUGACAAUUACAUAGAACCGCUAAUCAUAACAAGAAAAUAUCAGUAAUCAUGAAAUUAUGAUAUGUGGUUAAUAAAAAAAAAAUGAAACCGCGUUUUAUGAGAAUACAUUUGAUACGCUCUAGGCACCGCGGAUUUUUCCAGACGCGCGCGAUUUUAUUCUGCGCAUGGAAAGCAAUUUUGCCCAAUCAUAAAUAGGGCUAUUGUGGGGGGAUGGUGUAUGCCGCUGGCGCAUUUCAUACAUCCGAGUGUAAUGGUAACGAGAUAGAGGCGUCGCGCGGGGAUAUCGGCCGGUUAGCACCGUAAAUACCCUAUUACCGUACUAGCGCCAAAAAAAUCUAAUCUUAAAAAUUGCAUUUAUUUAUUUACAAUACGUGUUUUGCGAGAUAUCACUUUAAUUGUAACGUUGCCUGAAGUUAUCUCUCAUUUCUUUCCUUUAUACUUAACUCCUUUGUAUCUCUCUCCUUUUUUUUUUACACAUUUCUUUUCCAGCGAUCUUUUAUACGCAUAUACAUACAUAUAUAUGUAUAUAUAUAUAUAUACGUGUACGUUCUCUCGAUACACGAAACGCGAGUGUAAAAAGAAAAGAACACGUUCCACGAGGAGAGAGCGUUGAUCAGCUUGCUUGGUUGCUUGGUUGCUUGCUUGAUUGUGUCUUUCUUUAACGUGUACCAUCUUCGUCCUAGCCGUAUUAUUGUAGUAGUCGUCUUGGUCGUCUUUGUAGUGUGCCGUUGAUCGGGUAGUGCGUGCGAGCGGUCGAGCGAGUGAUCUGUGACGUCAGUGGUCCGAUCGGCUGUCACCUGUCAAGCCGACGAAUCCCUCGCCUUACCUCAGUCCCCUUCCCCCUUGACUCUGGAGGCACCCCCCAAUCCCCGCACAACUCUUCCUUGCCAGGGAUUCUCCCACCAUACUCUCACAACCACCACCAUCAGUACAAUCACCACCCACCACCACCACCACCACCACCAACCACCACUACUACCCUUUUCGCGAGAACCUCGCGAAUCUCCCACCCUCGAUCUAGUACUCCAGCUCCUCUUUCUCCUCUUCCACCUCUUCCAGCUCUUUUACCUCACCCACCAAAUACUCCGAGCACCCGUUUUCCCUCGCUCUUUUUCACCAGUAUGUUAUAUCCAUCCCAGCGGUACCGCCACCUCUCUCCCAGGCACGAACUGCCGCCGGCAACCUCUCUUGCCCUUUUACCCUUUUAUCCCAGCCAUUCCGAAAACCGAGACUUCUGAGUACGAGUAUCCCCCUGGCUGCAUCCCCUUCUCUCACCGUAUCUCCCUUUUUCUCUCUCUCCCUCUCUUUUUCUCUCUUUUCCUCCCUGAUAUAUACUCCCAUUCGCCUCCUGCCGCGACGACCGCAGACACAAAAACAAUAACAAAUCGAUUCGCGAGAGAGAGCAAUGGGAGGGGGUCAGUGCAGUAGGGCGACAAGGAUGGCGCUUUACACGAAUAGAGGGGAACCCUAUCUAUCUCUCUCUUUCUCUUUAUCUUUCUCUUUCUCAUUCUCUCAUAUAUACACAUACACGUACUCAAUUCUCAUCCCCCGCACUCUCUCGGUCUCUCUCUUUCUUUUUAGAUAUUGUAUAGAGAACGUUAUGCUAAAGUAUGCAUGCACGAGGGUUGGUCCGAUGGUCAGGAAUAUCGCGAGUUCGUUCGUUCUGCGCCAGCACGUAUCCGGGCAGUUCGUUUACAUACUUAUUAAUUUUGCCAUUACCUAUUUAUCUAUCGUGCAUUUGUAUUUUUAUCUAUUUGGUGGUACACGCGGCUAACACUUUCGACACUAUAACACGAUUAAAAUCGGCCGAUUCUUGCAAGGACCUAACAUGGUCUAUUACUACUGCAUGGGGGAUGAGACUACGUAAUGACGAUCGGCUACAGUUGCGGUAGGCCACCAGAGGGGCACCAUUCAAAUUAUCGAACUGGGGCACAUGUCUGACGUCACAGAUCAUAAGACGGAUGGAAUAUGGGAUUUGGAGUCUUCACGUUGCGGGUGAACUUUGGGGAGACCCGCGCCUCGCCCGUAGACAUCCAAUCUUACCCCCAAAUGCGACACAAUUACUUCCGAGGGCUGCUUUAGCCCUAAGUGCCCUACAUCAGCCAACAAAUAUGGUACCUUUGCCAUUAACAUUAUCUGGCCCACCCUAUGGCCCAAUGGAAUUGGUUACCAAAUCUUCCGGCAGUACUAACGAUUUAGAAUCGGUCAAAGAUGAAAAUAACGAUAAUUUUCGUCGCGAAGAUAAUGACGAUGGCGACGAUAACGAAGGCAACGAAGAAAACAUCGAAAAGCCCGACGAAAAUGAAAAUCAAACUUCCGAACAAAUCGAAAAUAACGAGAACGAAGAUGAAGAGGAAAGUGAUAGCGGAAGUACCGGGAGUUCCCAUAAGUCGGCUAACAACAAUUUUCCUACGAAAUUGCUAGAUCCUAUUUCAUGUUUAGGUCUCGAUAAGGAGGGAGCAGUGUCGCCAGUAUUGAAUGGUUGGGUAUUAGGAGCAUAUACAGCAAUGUUAGGAAGAUUAUCAGCAGCUACUGCAGCUUUAGAAGCUACACAAAUUCCUAAUAUACCAUCGGAUAGUGACUCAGAAAGUGAGAACUCUUCUUACACGGAAAGGUCAAGGGGUAGUAGUCCAAAUGGAAAUAACAUUCAUCGAGGAUAUUCAUGUGGUUCUUGCGAUGUAGUAGCACCAACGCGACCAGCUUUAAGAAAGCACAUAGCGGAUUGUCAUCCAACAUUAAAUGGUACGGAAACAAGGGAAUCCAGGACUUGUCCCGCCUCUGGCUGCGAUUUUACAACGAAUAGUAGAUGUGACAUGGAAACACAUGUAGCAGCACAUGUGGCUCAAGGAAUGACACCUACUGGAAAGAAACGUACCCUGGCAUUGCAACGCGUCAGGUAUAGAUACGAAAGGGAGGAAUAUCGAUGCUCUUUAUGUUCCUAUGCCUGUACGAUCGAGAAAGCUUUUCAAAGGCAUUUGAGAGCACACGCGAGAGGUACAGCACCAGAGACAAGAGUUAGUUGUGCAGUAUGUGGUGCCGAUAGAUCAUCCGAAGUUGAUCUUAGUAGACACAUGAGAAGGCAUAGAGAUGAUCGUUACUUUUGUUGUGAUAUCUGUAUCUUUCGUACGGUUCAAUUGAAAAAGUUGAUUCAACACCGUCGUAUGCACACCGGUGAGAAACCACAUCUUUGUCCGCAUUGUGCAUACAGAAGUGCACGUCGUGAUAAUUUACGGAGUCACGUUAGGCGAGUUCACAAGAAAGAAAAUUUAUAUUGCGAUACGUUCAGUCCACGUGGUAUGUUGAUAGCACCAACUAUGAACGAUAAAGAUGAUUCGAUCGUCGUACAAAGCCCCGCGUCUUCACCGUCCUCUAAUCCUGAGUCGACGAAUUAGUGCUAACGAAGAUAUUAGUAAUUCAAGGAAAUAUUCUUAGCCUCUUAACGACUUUCAGUCAAAGCUACUGUUAAAUGGUAGCAUGGUAGGAAGAUCUUGAAAGUGAAUGGCUGUGAAAUGAAGAACAAGAGGCUAAAUGUAAAACUUCGAACGAAACGUUGAUUUUUAAUUAUUAAGAUUAAUAUUUCUAUGUAUUAUUUUAUUUUUCUUUUCCUUUUUAUACCCUUUUG
Molecule: messenger RNA, 4068 nt
Organism: Polistes dominula (European paper wasp)
Lineage: Eukaryota; Metazoa; Arthropoda; Insecta; Hymenoptera; Vespidae
Source: RefSeq, a predicted model, not a curated record